Messenger RNA from Lycium barbarum (goji berry), 885 nucleotides. RefSeq lists its product as uncharacterized. Lineage: Eukaryota; Viridiplantae; Streptophyta; Magnoliopsida; Solanales; Solanaceae. The transcript has 2 exons. Bases 1 to 885 code for a protein of 294 amino acids. The record is from RefSeq and is a predicted model, not a curated record. Gene Ontology annotation, molecular function: protein dimerization activity.
AUGGAUGUACUUGAUACUAUUGUUGAAACUGCACAUAGUUUGGAUGAAAGUGCCAGGGCGACAGGAUAUAUCAGAGCUGCUCAAACGUACGAGGUUGCAUUCAUGUUACAUUUGAUGAAAGAAAUUUUAGGAAUUACAAAUGACCUUAGUACAUGCUUACAAAAAAAAGAGCAAGAUAUUGCGAAUGCCAUGCGACUUGUUAAUGUGGAAAGGAUAAGGUUGCAAGAGCUAAGGGAAGAUAAAAGAUGGGAUUUGUUUGUUGCUGAGGUAUCUACGUUUUGGAGAUUUCGGCGUAAACCUGCUGAUUAUACUUUCUUGCAUCAUUAUCAUGUUGAUGUAUUUUGUAAAAUAAUUGAUUGGCAACUGCAAGAACUUAAUGAUCGUUUUGAUGAGGAGACAACUGAGUUGCUUUAUGGAGUUGCUUGUUUGAAUCCGAUAGACUCAUUUUCAAGUUCUGACAUUCAAAAAAUAAUGAGAAUGGCUAAAUUAUAUCCUGAUGACUUUGAUGAAUUUAGUAUGUGUUCUCUUGAGAAUCACCUUGCGAAUUACAUUAUUGAUGUUCGUGAUAUUGAUAAAAGGUUCUCCGAUUUAAAUGGGCUUUGUGAUCUUUCAAAAAGACUGGUUCGAACAAAAAAGCAUUCAUGUUAUCCUCUUGUAUUUCGUUUAGUGAAAUUUGCUUUGCUUCUCCCAGUUGCCACUGCAUCCGUUGAAAGAGCUUUUUCGGCAAUGAAGUUUAUUAAGAAUGAGUUGCGGAGUCGAAUGAAUGAUGAAUUCUUGAGCGGUUGCAUGGUUCCUUUUGUGGAAAAAGAUAUGUUUAAUGAUGUUUCAACUGAUGAUAUUAUUUUGACUUUUCAAGCAAUGAAACCUCGUCGAGUAGUGCUAUAA